GUGAGCAACAUCACGUCCAUUAAUGAUGGCAGAUAGACUCGGAGGUACAGUAUGUGGCUUUUACAUGAACUACACCAACAGUCGAGGAAAAAAGGUAGCAGUAUUUGUUGUGUUGCCACAGUAAUGAGAAUGUAUUUUAUAGAAUGUAUACAAUUCAAUUAAAAACAGCAGCAGUAACAUUCCACCGGCUGUCUUUCACAGAGUUCACUUCAGCUGUUGGUGCACUGAGAUUACUCGACCACAGAGAAAUCUAAAGACCAUCAGAUGCUUCCCUCAAACCAGCUGAAGACAGUGGGGCUGAUGCCUUGGGAGAGAUAUGUCACUACUUACAGCAGAGACUAUCAACCCUUCAGUGAGCGUCAGCCGCAGGUCAACCAGCCAAAGUCGAGGACUGAAGCUCAGGCUGCUCCUGGAUUCAUCAGCACACCUCAGGCUCAAAGUGAAGCCUGGCCUAUAUUUCACCAAAACUUUUACAAGACGUCUAACAGCAUCUACGGCUCCGGUUUACAGCCUCCCUAUUGUUCCAUCUUCCCUGCCUACUUGCAUCCUUUUGGAUCUGUACUUGGUGACGAGGCGAAAGGUCGACUGCACUGUGUUUUUGAUGGAAAGGUAAAUGUGUUGGAGCAGCAGGAGGCAAAAGAUGAGCCGCAGCAGAAGAUUGAUGUGCUCUACGAGGAAGGUGUAAUUGUGUUGUCGUCUCACGUGGGUCCGGCCUGCUGCGAAGGCCUCCUCAGAUCUGUCUGCAGGGAAGCCGGGCUGCCGCACCUGCUCUACCUCCCCGAGGCCUCCCGUCCAAUUAUCACCCUCAAAGAUGCAGAACAUUGUGAUAGCAGUGCCUAUUGGAGGUGCUGGGGACCGGCUACUGGAGUGACGAACAGCUCCUUCCUUCAGCCUACUUCAAGCAGUUGCUAUGCAUGGGACUCUGAGCACCCUAAUAGUUAUUUCAAGAUACAAACCUGCCUCCCUAGUAGCGGCACUCUACCUCCGGCCCACGAACAGCCAACCUUCUACUGCACAGAGCCCAGCAGGAGGCUGCCGAUGACAGAGUACCAAGAUAGAUACUCUGCUGAGGUAAGAGACCGUGUGUGUGUGUGUGUGUGUGUGUGUGUGUGUGUGUGUGUGUGUGUGUGUGUGUGUGUGUGUGUGUGUGUGUGUGUGUGUGUGUGUGUGUGUGUGUGUGUGUGUGUGUGUGUGUGUGUGUGUGUGUGUGUGUGUGUGUGUGUGUGUGUGUGAUGAUAAUCAAACACCUUGUAUAUUUUCGCUAAUCACCUUGUGUGCCUACUCCUAGUGGGCCCAGCCUAAGAUGCAGCAGAGAGGUCUUCUUCAUCGUCACUGACCUCCUCAAAAGAAACUUUAUUCUCCAAUCUGAAUCUCACCUCUCAAUACACUGCAGAUCAAAAA
Eleginops maclovinus (Patagonian blennie) is the source of this 1401-nucleotide messenger RNA. RefSeq lists its product as uncharacterized. Lineage: Eukaryota; Metazoa; Chordata; Actinopteri; Perciformes; Eleginopidae. The record is from RefSeq and is a predicted model, not a curated record. The coding region runs from base 265 to 1233 and encodes 322 amino acids. The transcript is spliced from 8 exons.